AUGCAUAUCAAUCAGCCUGGUGGUAAAGGUACUUUCUGUCCAAAUUGUAGGCAAAAGAAAGCCUUUGAUGGUGAAUUGGUUGCCCAACCUGCGCUCGAAGCAGCAGCGAAUCACUGGCGGGACGCGAGGUACAAAUUUGAUGUUGCAUCCCUUAAUGCCCAUCUGGAUUAUGGGUGUGGUAUCGAGCCAGCAACUAAUUCAACCUCAAUGGAUAGUUGGUUGGGUGUUUCUAAGGAGACCAAUACUCAGGCCACAAAAAAGCUCACUCGCCCGCAAUACCACUUGAAGACAGAGCGCGAUAUGCGCAAACUUCUCGAGAAAGCAAAUCGUGAUCAGUAUGCUGAUUUGGCGGCUCGAGCGCGUGCUUCGCUACAUCAAAAAACUAAUAAUAUGUCAUAG
Malassezia sympodialis ATCC 42132 is the source of this 399-nucleotide messenger RNA. RefSeq lists its product as uncharacterized. The transcript is spliced from 3 exons. Lineage: Eukaryota; Fungi; Basidiomycota; Malasseziomycetes; Malasseziales; Malasseziaceae. Gene Ontology annotation, molecular function: ubiquitin protein ligase activity; single-stranded DNA binding; metal ion binding. Gene Ontology annotation, biological process: protein monoubiquitination; DNA damage tolerance. Gene Ontology annotation, cellular component: nucleus; Rad6-Rad18 complex. The coding region runs from base 1 to 399 and encodes 132 amino acids. The record is from RefSeq and is a predicted model, not a curated record.